AACAACGGUGAUUGCUGUGAUGAUAUUGGUGAAGGAGAGCAACGUCGGAUAUGGCAUUUUCAAUUUCUGGGUUGGCCCGAUCACGGCUGUCCAUCAGAUCCAUGGACGGUGUUGAAUUUUUUGGCCAAAGUCAACGAAUGUGAGACGCAAAAUUGCGGUGAUAUUUUAGCGGGUCCUAUUAUUGUACAUUGCAGCGCAGGAAUUGGUCGUACGGGCACAUUCAUCGUAAUUGAUAUUCUUAUCAAUCAAAUCAAAAGGAUAGGGACGCACUGUCAGUUGGAUAUCCCAAAAACAGUGCAAAUGGUACGUGAGCAACGAUCGGGAAUGGUUCAAACCGAGCAACAGUAUCGUUUCCUUUAUCAAGCAAUCUCAUGUUAUGUCACUUCACUGAACCACCAGCAAGAUAUCGAGGUAUUAUCGGAAAUCCGUCGCGAACGAUGUGGUUCACGUUUUUCAAUUCGAACACCAGUCACUCCAACUCCGCUAACACCGUGCUCCGUUCUGUCUAGUCCUACUUCAUCAAUCAACGCCAAUUUCCCAUCACCAUCGACAGAUUCCUCGGAACAUUUGUAUUUGAACACGAACGCAAUUGAAUGUCCACCAGGAGCAACACUGAAGUUGGCACCUCCACCGCCGUCAAAGAAACGAAACGCUCUUCAAAAUAAUGGUCUCAGUUUUGAGUCACCGAAUAAUCCAUCUCCUCACAAUGAUGUUGCUCCAUCUGUUUGA
This is a messenger RNA of Anisakis simplex (herring worm), 729 nucleotides long. NCBI's taxonomy places the organism in Eukaryota, Metazoa, Nematoda, Chromadorea, Rhabditida, Anisakidae. The record is from the annotation of a GenBank genome assembly.